GCCGUAAAGCGAGGCGGGGAAGAUGGCGGUGCGGUGUGCGGGUAGCGCCUGGGUGCGGGGGCUCCUCGGCUGGGCGUGGCCGGAGAGGUGGUUUGCAGCUGGUAGUGCUUUCCCGCUGUCAUGCAUCCACACAAGUACGUCCCUGCAGAAACUUGGGAAGUGGGAGAAAAAGAACAGGAUUGUUUACCCUCCUCAGCUGCCCGGGGAACCUCGCAGACCAGCUGAAAUAUAUCAUUGUCGGAGGGAAAUAAAGUACAGCAAAGAUAAGAUGUGGUAUCUGGCAAAACUGAUUAAAGGAAUGUCCAUUGAUCAAGCUCUUGCUCAGUUGGAAUUUAAUGAUAAAAAGGGAGCAAAGAUCAUCAAAGAGGUUCUCUUAGAGGCUCAGGAAAUGGCAGUAAGAAAUCACAACGUGGAAUUCAAAUCAAAUUUACAUAUAGCUGAGUCACUGGCAGGCAAAGGCCACUAUACAAAACGGAUCCGUCUCCACGGGAAAGGCAUGUUUGGCAUCAUGAAAAUCGUCAAGUGCCACUACUUUGUGAAGUUGGUGGAAGGUCCUCCUCCUCUUCCAGAGCCACGAAAGACUGGUUUUGACCAAGCAAAAGAAUACGUGCAACAGCUGCGCAGUAGAACCCUUGUUCAUACACUGUGAUGGACUUUUGUGACUGUAUAGGUACUUCUUGUUUGACAAAGUAGUUAUGUAAAAUAAUAAAAACAUUUUAGGUUAGUUUUUGUUGCUGCUGGAGCUGGAUGAUGCAAGAAUGAUUGUAGAUUUGUCAUGCCUGAGGUGUGCAAGAAUGUUGGAAGAACAGCAACGGAUGCAACAGGUGUUACUUUUUGAGUUACUUGGACUACUGCUUUCAACUUCUCUGGGCCAUCAAAUCUAGAGGAAACAGUGCACUUAAAACUUGUUGGGAAUUCUGUCAUGCAGUUCAUGCAACUUUCUUUAUUAUGUACGUUCAGGUCCUUUAUUGUAGAAGUGUACAAUUGGCAGUCAGGUUGCAGGGUCAAGAAUUGGAAUAAAUUUACCAAAAUUGGACAUCUGUAAGUAGCUUCAACAGUACAGCAUAACUGACAUGAAUCUUGGAUUAUCAGGCAUCAAUUAAUGAUUUCUUUAUCUGGGCUGUAAUGCCACCUCCUUGCUGUCUCUGUUGUGCACUGUAGGCGCUGUGUCUGGAGGUGGGUAGUGGAAAAAUUCCUGGUUCAGAUUUUGGCGGUGUCAGUAGGUGGCAUUGUUUGUCAGGGAGGGAUGUGGUAGUGAAAACUUGCAGCACAUUGAAACCGUUCUUAAUUCUGACCAUGGCAUUAAUAGUCUGAUAUGUGUGUGGAGUUCACGCUGUUCUCUGUGGAAACUCAAUAUGAGUAGUGAAGAGUGAACUAAUUAUACUGUCUGGGAACAAAUCGCUUUUAUAAUGUUGAGGGAAGUAAAAUGCUGUAUGGAUAUAAUGUGGAAUGGCUUGUUGCAUACAUGAACUAGACUUCCAGUUCUCUGGAAAAAAGAAAAAAAUCCUAUUUUUAUCAUUAAUAAAGAGAAAAAGUGGUGAAAAAUUCCUCACCCUGUCAGGUUUUCAUUCAGGUAGCCAGAGAUCAUUGGACAUUGGCAUAAAAAGAAUUAUAGUUGCUUGUUUAUGAAGAUGUCUGAUUUCAACCCUUCCAUUCUGAGAGCAUUAGAAUGGAAGAUGGAUUACUUACCUCAUUUGGGUCUUUUUACCACACUGACUGAAAAGUGACAACUUUUCUUCACUUUAAUUUCAUCAGUGCUUGAAUGAUGAUAAUGGGACAGUUCGUAAGGUAACACAUUAUCUUUGCUGUCCUAAUGGCAGUGGCAUACAGCUGUUUCUGUUGGCUACCUAAGAAACAAUCUUAGAAUCCUAGAGCGUUAGGGGAUUGUGAAGUUACACAAGUAUAUGCAUGGCUCCUACCACUAAUGGUGCUUAUUUGCCCUCUGUUCUUCCAUGGUGUGUUUGCACAGAGUACUUGUUCUGAUGGAGAACAAGUCAGUGAUCUGGGAAAAGAUUAAAGAGUUGCAAGAUAAUCCAUACUUAACAGCACUCAUGAUUUAUGCAUGUAAAACCUGACUUCCAGAUAAGUUAUCCCAGUACCUCUUUCAGGAGAAAGCUGUAGAUUUCCCUUCAGAUCCCCUUUGGACCUCCAGACAAGAUUGUAUCAUUGCUCUAGUUUUCUCUGAAAACUGGAAGAGAAAUGAGAAUGUGGAUGAUGUCUUUUCCGCUUUCAUGAUGCAGCUGUUGGCCCUGACGCUUCUUUAAAUGGCCUUCAGCCAAAAGGCAGGAUGCUUGUGUUCUGUGGUUGUUGCUUGUCAUUCCUGUCAUCUUCCUCAAAACAAAAAAUAACAAGACUCUUUUUGGCCAUGCUUUACAGUCCCUGUCUUACCUGCUUCUUCCUUCUUAACGAUGUAUAUAACGUAGUGAGUGGAUCCUUAUGGUAUUGGCCAAGGAAGGUCCACGUCUUCGGCUGUAAGAGUACAUUGGGAGGCCUGGUGAGAUAUGAAGCUUGAACUGACUUGAUUCUUCCCCUUUGCUUAUAGGUGGGUAGAAGUGUCUGAAGUGAUUUAUGGAGCCUGCCUGGAUCUUGAUUUCAGUACAAUCCUAGUGAUAAAGCUUUCUACUGUCAAGUUCUAAAUAUAAAAUAAAAUUGUUUUUUAUUUA
Messenger RNA from Gallus gallus (chicken), 2663 nucleotides. RefSeq names its product mitochondrial ribosomal protein L22 (gene MRPL22). NCBI's taxonomy places the organism in Eukaryota, Metazoa, Chordata, Aves, Galliformes, Phasianidae. Gene Ontology annotation, cellular component: mitochondrial large ribosomal subunit; ribosome. The record is from RefSeq and is a predicted model, not a curated record. Gene Ontology annotation, biological process: ribosome assembly; translation. The transcript has 7 exons. The coding region runs from base 23 to 649 and encodes 208 amino acids. Gene Ontology annotation, molecular function: structural constituent of ribosome.